This is a messenger RNA of Geodia barretti, 549 nucleotides long. The record is from the annotation of a GenBank genome assembly. NCBI's taxonomy places the organism in Eukaryota, Metazoa, Porifera, Demospongiae, Tetractinellida, Geodiidae.
UCCGCAACCCCGGAUCUGCGCUAUCCCAUCGGCACGUUCACCGUCUCGGGUGCGAUCACCGAGGAUCAGGUCGGCGCCUGGCUCGCCGACCUGGUGGCGCUGCCCGGCGACCUCCGCCGAACGGUGACCCCGCUGAGCGACCCUCAACUGGACACUCCGUACCGUCCCGGCGGCUGGACCGUUCGGCAGGUCGUCCAUCACCUCCCCGACAGCCACCUCAACUGCUUCCUCCGGUUCCGCUGGGCUCUGCACCGAAGACCGGCCGGUGAUCAAGCCGUACGACGAAGCGCUGGUGGCGGAGCUACCGGACUCCCGGACGGCCCCGAUCGACAGUUCGCUGGACCUUCUGCGGGCACUGCACGUGCGCUGGGCGGAACUGGUGCGGAGCCUGAGCUGGGAGCAGCUCCAGCGGACAUUCUUGAACCCGGAUUCGGGCGAGAACACUCUGGCCCGCACGGUCGGGGUCUACACCUGGCACGGGCGGCACCACCUCGCCCACGUCGAAAGGCUGAUCGAACGCGAGAACUGGGCCUGACUGGUUGGGCCUGA